Amoebophrya sp. A120 is the source of this 9435-nucleotide messenger RNA. The record is from the annotation of a GenBank genome assembly. Lineage: Eukaryota; Dinophyceae; Syndiniales; Amoebophryaceae.
CAAAGGCAGACCCGGGAGGAGCUAUCUCAGCAUCUGUGGAUCGGUCAGCCCAACACAAGGCUGGGCCGACGUCACUCUACAACGAGCUCCAUGCCCGGAUCUGCGCGAAAAUGCGCUGCGAGGCACACUUCCUCCACAAGACCCCCAAAAGGUAGCGAAGCAACGACUGAGCCGAAGCAACGCAAAAAGCUGCACGCGCCUCACCUCGCAUCACACUCUUGCGCUCAGUCACGCGAACAUCAUCGAACUUCAACGAAUCAGACUACGGAAGCUGGGGGUGGCGUGUCGUGCUUCCUUGGACACUCUCCUCCUGAACCACAUGCAUCACGUCACGCCCACAAAAAAUUCACGACCUACAAAACGGUGUAGGAUCACCUCACUGCAUGUACCAGAGGACCCUUGCCGGUCGUGCGAUCUCUUACAAGUUUCAUAAUUUCAUAAAUCAUAGUGCCCUGAGGAUCAGCGUUGUAUUCUGAUUCCGGUCGUUGUCAUCGUCUAUGAUACCGCGAUUUGUAUUUUUUCUCCUUGUGGGGACUUCGUGUUUGCGUGGUACACCCAGAUCGUGAUUAUUUCUACGAGUUCCUGCUGUGCAAGUGCAGCUUGCUGCGUAGAUUGAGAUUUUAUGUGAUGUUUUUGUUGUUGAACCUUUGGAACAAUGUUGACAAGAAUAUAAGGGCGGGUGAGUGUUGAUUCGACCAUGGAAGCGCCGGCCGCAAGCUUUGCUCCUGAGUCCGGGACGCGGUCUUCUCCCGAGGAAGUACAACAACCUCAAGAGGACAGAGCCGCAGCGUCUUCGCGAUCGCAAUGUAGUGGUGGAUGGUUCUCCACCACAAAAAGCGCGCUCCAUCAGAUAUUUCUGAUGGAUAAUCUGAAUGUGUAUUCUGUGUUGAGCCUCGAGGCAUGGUGCAACGCCGUCAAGGACGGGCUUUGGAUGCGACUCAUGUCCGUCUACGUCUUGGUUCUCUUCGCCGGCGACCCCCGCAACGCCGGCGUCGUCCUCAUGGUAAGCGGGUUGACCCGCGCCUUGUCGGGCGUGGUUACCGGCACACUGCUUGUGCCCGCCUCCAGUGCCGACGUGCUGCUGCAGGCGGCCGGCUGGCUUGGCAUUUUGGGAUUGCUGGCGAACACGUUCACAUUCUGGACCGCCCGAGCCGCAAUUUGCAAUCCUCAGACAGGAGUCUUCUCGAACUUGUUCAGCAGCAUUAUUUUUUUGGCGCGUGAAGAUGAAAACGUGGAAGAAGAUCUUCCUCGUGGCCCCGCUCUGACAUGGAUCGGUGACGUUGGGACCAGAGGACAGACAUUGCUUCAUUCUCCGGAGAACGCUGCGAAAGCAGUGAACGCUUUUGAUGCCGGGGGUGCGUUUUUACGGAGUGACGUAGGUGAGACCUACCAUAUCCACAGUAACAAAUUUCCCGUACACGUAGAAUGUGAAUGAAUGCGGUUUCUGCAGCAUGACUACAAGCUUUUCGUCCUGCAGUGGUCAUAUAAAGCAUGACAGGUGCGUGGCGUUCUUUAAGUAUGGCGAAAUUUGUGCUGGUUUUGGUACUUACGUGAGUUGCAGCUGCAGGGAAUUUGUAUUUUUGCAUAUGGAUAUGCCAUCAAGCCGAGGAGUUUCGCGACGACGAGAAGCAGCGCAUGCUGUUUCUCAAGGUUUUGGCAGUCAACUUCAUUUGGGGUCUGUUCACUGGCAUCUCAAAUGCCAGUGGAGAGGUGGCAUGGGCGCGUUCAGUGGUGUCCGAGAAGCGCGUCGAUGCGAAUCUGGGUCGGCAAAUGCUGAACAAAGCUACCACCGCCUGCGGGCCCUUGCUCGGCAUUUUGUUUGUGAUGUCUCUCCAGCACAACGACAAGAACCAGGUUCAGUUUGCAAGCAGAAGUGCCGCGGACACGACAGUAGAACAUGCUCAGACCACUCCUGGCUACACCCCGCGAGGAGGAGCUCCAAGGGCCUCCGAAUCCGACAUGACGUUCUUUGACCGCAGUUCUGCGCUCAACAUACUGAAUGCGCCGCCAACCACUUCCGGUUCUGACGUGAGGCCACUUGAGCGCAGUUCAACAUCAACUUUGGACACGCGGACGAAGCUGCGCGAGCUUCGGGACGCGGGCUGGUCGCUCGAGAUGCUGAACCACGUGAUGCUCCUCGGCACGCUGCUGACCGUGGUUCCGGUUGUGACCUGUUUCUUUAUGCAUUGCAAAUAUGUCUGGGUCUGGAAGACAGUAACUUGUGAUGCUAAAUCUGCAUCAUGCUAAAAUCUAUCUGUGUUGCAUAAGUGCCAAAAGCUUUCCACUUUCGACCAAGUUGGGAACGGAUUUCUCAUGCAGGACAGGCAUGACAGAGACCUCGCAGAGUUUGUCAUGCUAGGCCCCGCAUUCCAGACCUCAUGGGUCAUGGAAAAUCUGCAUGACAAGUUGCAUUCUUCCAGACCCAGACAUAUUUGCAUUUAAUAUUCUUCUUUGAUCAGCGAUUCGAGAUGCGUCAGAAAAUUCUACUGCGCGAGAUUCGAAAGCUGGUUUUCCUCUAUGGAAGCGUCAGGUUUGAAAUCGUCAAAGUUGAAAUAGUUUGCCAUGCAUAAAAUGCAGCCCUCAAAGUGCCUGUCUUGCAGAGUAGGCAAGUGAGGCAGAUUGUAAGCCUUUUGAGGGAUAGAAACUGAGCUGCUAAAGUAGCAUGACAAAAGGCGUCUUUCUUACCCAAACAGCAUGACAAACUGGAUUUCGGCUCUACCCAAAUUUGUCAUGCGCUACUUGGAAACUGGGUCACGACUUUCAUCCAUUCUAUGCAUUACAAGUUAUUUCAACUUUGUCGAUUUCAAUCCUGACACAUCCAUAUCCUCGAUCCCGAAGUUGUCCCUGUCGCAGCAGAGGGAGUUAGCGACGGUGCCUACAACUUGGCACCACCUCCUCUAGGUCCGCCGCCGACGGGAAAUAUUAAGGCAGAUGAAAGAAAAAAUGAAGGUAAGAGGGAGAAGAUGAAGAUGAAUCAGCCUUACAGGAGAACCUCCUCUGCUGCCGGAGGGGUCGGAGUCCGUGUUGAGGGGUUGGGGGAUGAGAAAGUAGGCUCAGGCUUUCAACACCAUCAUCUCGAUCCAGCUGCAAGUGCCCGAGCGCUGUCGACAUCAAUGGGCACAUCAAUCAUGGCCAAGAAGCUGCGACCCAGGCCCAGCGGCAUCCAGCUUGGCGAUUUCUGCCACAAGGUUGAACUCUAUUGCGACAGGCUGACAAAGUACAGCUUUGUCGCUGCCCGUCCCGGCUUUGUUCGCCUCAGCUACCCUAUCCGGCCCUCUUCGCGGUACGCCAGUCUGUCGGUUUUGAAGAAAACGACUUUGGAGGAAACGGAUCUGCUGCUUGGAAAAUCCUACGACGCGACAAUUAACUUAGCGCCAUUAUUCUUUGAUGAAAAUGGCACGUCACUUCUGUCGAAUAAGCAGCGCUCUCUUAUGAACCACUUCUACAACCUGCACACACACCAGGAGCUGCUUGGGAAUAAGGAACAUGCUAUGGGAGAUGAAAGAGGACCUCCGCCAGUGGGAGGACGACCAGGUGAACAUGAGACCGCCGCCAGCAACGCAAGCAGGAGGACAGAUGAUGAUGACAAUAAAGGCAGCUCUGGUUGUGCUGAUCGUUGGAGCACUUCUAGUACUUCUGCAGCCGCAGAGCCGGAGCCGGAGCUACACAAACAACAGAAGUUGAAGCUCGUGCUCCGCAUUCCAGAGGUGGACCCCUUGGUGAAAGUGGUUUUCAAAGACAGCAGCCAAGCGCCCCUGCGCGCCACACUCAGCAAUCUGAAAAUCUUCCUGGAUCCGGUCAAGUCGGUGGACUGUCAGACAUCGACCAUUGUCUGCUCGCUCUCCCCAGAAAGCGACGAGGCCAAAAUCCUCAAGCGAAGUCUGGCUGCCUCCUCGGACUCCCUGAUGUCGAGAAUAGGCGAGAUCGUCUCCUUGCGCUCCACAUUCCAUACCUGCUACAGGCUCUACAAGUGGUGCGGUCACUGGCGGCGCAGCUGCGACAUCAAGAGCUCCACCUCGCGCGCAGAUCAGGACGCCUCUUCUUUUCCCGGGUCUGAUGCGCGCGAGCGCUCCGCGGCUUCUCAAACAGAUGCGCAGCCAGCAUUGGAAGUAGCGAACCACAGCUGUACUAGCAGAGAGAAGUUCACGACGACGAAACACGACCCCAGGGCGAGCAGUAUUGACGUCACGUCCAUUGAGGCUGCACUUUUUUCCCCUCAGAGUCGUGACGCAUCGAAAAACUCGACAGACAAUUUUUUGCGGUCCGCAUCGAUCCCGCUGCUCAGCGAGAAAAAGACACGGUAUGAACGAGCAAGCGCGAAGCCUGAACUUCGAGGAGGCACGCAGGUAGAAGUCUCUAGAACGGGUAAAAAUGACGCAGCACCCGCUUCUUCCUUUCCCGGAGCUCAGCACCUGCAAAAGGAUUGCGUGGGCACAAGUUCUCUCAGCCAGCCCUUGCUCAAAAAUAUCGAUAUUAAUAGCCCCGCCGGAACCACAGACCAUCUUGGUCUGAGCCCGAUCAUUGCAGAGGCCUAUCGGAAGCACCGCAAGCAGAUAAGUGAGGAGGUAGGUACACGUCGAGAGCGAAACCGAGACCGGAUAUUUCGCGACCUCCAGCUGGAAGACGAACAAGAAGGCCGAACUUUUGCACCCGAGUCUGCACGACCUCCACCUGAGGACAAGCAGGUCCCGCUGGGACCGCAACAUGCUAGCGCAGCAGAGAUGAUGAAAAAGGCUACAAAACAAGAAGGGGCCAACUUCGACGAAAAGUUAGUGCCGCCCCGCCCGUCAACCGGAAUCGUGAAACUUGAUCGCAACAUGCGUAAGCAGCAGCUUCGGGUGAAAAUGCAGCCCGCGCCAGGCGAAAAGGGCAACGUCAAGAAAUCUUUCGGGAGUAGCGCUUACCGACCCAAUCUUUAUGGUGCCCGCGUGAUUCUGGGAUGCGAUCUAUUGAACGCGGUGGCGACCGGGUUUUCCGGGAAGUUGAUUCCUUUGUUUCUGGUGCAGCACUACGGCUUCUCACCGGUGGAUGUGCUGUGGGUGGCCUUUUUUUCCAACGUGUGUGCUGUUUGGGUCGCACCGUACACAAAAACCGUCAUCAGCUGGACCCGAGACCGUGGCUACCCAGGAAAAGCUGGCGUCUUGCUGGUCUGGCUCCUUGGUGCGGGGCUGUUUGUAUCCCCCAGAAAAGUGCACGCAUGCUCAUACCCGAAAACAUAUAUAUCAACCCGCACCACGGGGAGGUUUUAGUGCAAGUGCUACAACGGGGCUGCUCUGUGCUGCUCAACAUGACAAACUUUUCUGAUACUUUUCGCACGCGAAUUGCAAUCGCUGGAGCGCGUAUAGCAUUACAAUUUACAACAAAGAAGCAUGCAUAUUAUAUAUAGCAUUUUGCAUGACAGAGUAAACAUGAAAUUUCCCCUCUCGUUGCGUUCGUAUUUUUCGGAAUUUUUCAGUGACACCCACACCACUUCAGCAGCGCAACUUCUUUUUACCUCUCAUGCCUGUGCUUUUCUGUGACUAUGGGAUAGUUUUCCGUCUUGUGUCUACCGCUGGAAGACUUCCUCGCUCGGGAGACCGCCCGGUAAGCAUAGCAAAUAUGUUUGUAUUCUAGGUUUGAAAACUUGUGUAUCUGCUGUUGAUACACAAGUUGCAGAGAAGCGGCUGCUUGCACGACGUAGCAGCAUCGCAAGUUUUUCGUUGCACCAGUCUUUUUAUUGCAGGUUUAUUGUCAUUCGUCAAAGAACGCAUAAAGAGCACGAAAAAAUAGCUGGAGGUGACCACUUGGACGAUUCACGAUCACGCGCCACACAUCUUGUUGCCCUUGAAUUCUUGCCAGACAAAUCCACACCUAGACUACACAUUUGCAAUGCAUAAGCGCUGGCUUACGACAAUUGCGAUAAUUUUGCGCAUAUCAAGUGUAAAUAUGUUUGGGUCUACUUAAAGGUCAAAGUUGCCGUGAUGCUGGUUGGUCGUGAGUCAGGAGCUUUCUUGAUCACGCCUUGAUUUUUGACGGCCAGGAAUUUUUUGAUGAGGAGGUGUUGCCCAUUCUGCAUAUCAAACUGCGCUCCAUCUGUAUGUCCGAAAUGAAGAAUUGGGCUUCGGUUUGCUGCGUAAUGUGCAUGACAUACUUGAGGGUUAAGGUUAUGCAAGCCGAACAUGACCACAGUGACAAAUUUUGCACUCAUUCUGCUUCUCGAGUAGACCCAGACAUAUUAUUUGCCAUGUAUAGGCCAAUGCAGUGAACGGUUCCGCGAAAAGCUACCUCCGGGCGAAGCUGGUGAGCUACCUCCCGCACGACAAACUUCCAAACUACAUGGCUUGGGACACGCUCAACAAGGCACAGCAGGGCGGGCUGGUCAUUUUCGGGUCGCAGCUCGUCUUUUUCGGUGGCUACCGGUUCUGUUUUGCGUUGACGCUUAUCUUCUUGGCCUUCCGGUGGCUGGUAUUCUACUGGUUUAUCGCUUCUACGCACGGCCGCAACUGGUACCGCCUGGAUGAAAGAAGUGCUACCUCCUCCGAAGUGCAAAAAGUUCAAGUUUCAAGCAGCAGUAUUACGUUCGGCGGAGUAGGGGUUCCAAAUCCAGUGACGACUGGGGGUAAAAACAUCGGUGUUGCCACCGUGGGGCGAUUGAUAAAAACAGCGGCUGCAAACAAUACCCAUAGCAGGGCAGGCGAUUCGGCGGCAGCUGGCCUGCCGCGCGAAGCCCCUGCCCCCUCUCCGCCCGAACGCCAGGCCUAGGCCCAGGAUCGGCCGCAGCCGUCCCACAAGCUGGCCAGAUCGGCGCAGAGGCUGAGGGGAGGGCGCUGCCCAAGGUCUGCACCGGUGCGCGCCCCUGACCCUACCCGGAGGCCCCCCGCGCCCGAAUCUGGCUGGCUCCAGCGCGCUGCCGGCCUCGCCAAACUUUCGCCAGAGCUUGGUGUGACAGCUGCCCGAAGGCGCGUAGGCGUAUAGGGGCUAUGUAUAGGGUUGCUCUCAUGGAUGUGCACAGGCGCGCCAGCAUGAGGUAAAAGAUGGCGCAAAAGCGCCUGCUUCCGCACAAAAACAUGCCCGAGGUGCAAAGUUGUGAAAUAGUAAAAAGCGGUCAGAUUCUGACGAAAAGGAGACCCCUGACCUCUAGAGGUCUGGGGUCUCCUUUGGGGUCUCCUUUUGCCACUUUUGGCUCGUGAUUCAAGAUAGAAGUUGUGGAACCUCUAGAGGUCAGGGGUCUCCUUUGUCGUCUCCUUUCGAGAAUAGCAUGGCGAUUGGAAGCAGAAAAAGCCCCGCAGGAAACUCGACCUCUAGAGGUCAGGGGUCUCCUUUGUGGUCUCCUUUUCGUCAGAAUCUCGCCCUGUUUGCAGUUUCAAUAAAGUAGGCCAAAAAAGGCCCGACCUCUAGAGGUUUUGGUCUCCUUAGGGGUCUCCUUUGGGGUCUCAUCGGCUGUAGUGCCACCGUGCAAGGUGUUGCCUAUAGGUUUUUGUCUCCUUGUUCGUCAGGUCUUUGGUCUAGUUGGUUGCAGUCUAUAGUUCUCUUGGGUACUUUCGGCGGAGUAGGGGUUCCAAAUCCAGUGACGACUGGGGGUAGCGACGAUAUUACCAGCGGCAUCGAUAGAACCCUAGUGGAAAUAGUACCAUCUGCGGAGGACACGACGGCUGCCCCUGUUGGAAUGAACUUCAUCGGCCAGAUGAACGGAGAGUCCAGUGCGCCCAGAGGACCGCUGCACAACACUGCGGCGCAGUUGAAUGACCAAUCGAUGCACCAUGUUAAUCAUACGUCAACACUUGAUGAUGAAGAGAGGAGGUUUAUUGUUCCGAGUGAAAGCAGAAAGGCCAAGGGUGAAGAUGGUCACGUUGACAGCACCAGCACGACUAUUCCUUUUAUUGCACAUGAUCCUGACAGUUUUCCUCGUCCUGCUCCCACCGUUGAUGCGGAUGCGUUGAGCCUGCACAUGAGCCAACAGCCCCUGCUCAAGAUCCCGCUACCGCUGGAUGACUCCCCGCCAUUGCGGAGUGAGGGGGUCAGCAAGCUCCUAGCGGAAUGGGAAUUUGACGACGACGAAGAUGCGGAACUCAUUGAGCUGCAAGGCUACAGGACGAACCACGAGGAAGUUCUUGACAACCAUGACACGGGUUCCUUUAUUGCUGGGAGGUCGACGUUGACGCUCCAUCGACCGGAAGAGUCCUCCGCGAGCGAAGAAGAGGACAAUGCUGCAACUACGACGCACGCCGAGACUGAGGACGCGGUCGGUUUUUUUGGUACGUCGUCAUCAACCGGCGCACGUGGCAGAAGUAGGAAUCGUUUUUCGCGGGAUUGAUCAAGCAACAAGCCUGAUGCAACCAUGGCAGGGACAGGUUUUGAUAUUGUCGUACUAGUUUUUUUCUGAUUUAAGUACUUAGAUAGGUUUUGGUGUCGAGGAGUGUCCCCCGCCGUCAAGAACAACUUUCUGUUUUUUUAUGUAUUAAGCAGAUUGGCUGACCACGGGGACGGGGCGAAGGCGAAGCUCACGGAUGUGCCGCAAAAAUACUUAUUUCGGACGAGGAUGGUCUUUUCAGAUUUAUUUUGCAACAACGAAGUGCGAGUGCCUGCUGGUGACCAGCCUUGGGUAUUUUCUGUCGCCAUUCUUGAUUAUGAUCAUUUGGGGAAUCACCAUAGCCCCCCGCUUUGAUCGUGUUGGUACGACCACUUGCAGUGGUGUGAUGUUCUUCAUGUGGCGGAAGUUCGUCGGGGAUUAACGCUGUUUUCUGUAUUGUCUAAAUGCACAUAGAGUGCUUAUUUCGUAGUAUCAUUCGACGAUGAUGUUUUUCUUUUGUCAUUCCGAGCAAGGAAAUCAAACGGAGAGAUGGAGGCAGCAGUGGUCAUCGGCUUCGCUCAGAUGACCGAUGACACACGCCUCGAUUUUUUUGUUUUUUUGGUGUGUUUUUGAUGAAAAAUGAGCCACCAGAAGCAGAAUGCAAGGAACGCAAAUAGUGCCCACCAUAGUUACUAGACUGCGAGACGUAUAAUUAGAUUCAGAGUUCAUCUUAGAAGCAAGUGAGACCACAAGGACCAAAACCUCCACCUGACAUCAUCUAUUGGGGAACUCUUGUGAAGAUCUGUUACGCCACCUAAGCCUAACCCAUGGCGAUCAAAACCGAGGUUCCUCCAAAGGAGACCAUUCCUUUACGGGAUGUCUACAUCAUGAUUGGAAUCGUUUUCGUCUUCGUUUGCGUCCUGUUUACCGUCCUGACACUUCAGCGUCAGUAUGACGAGCGCAAAUGGGCUGAACGAGAAAAAAAAGCUGUGAAAAAAAGCGAAUGACAAAAAGCAGGCCUAUUCUGUAUUUCGAUUCUGCGACUGCAGCAAGAUGGAACCUUGAGCGUAAGCCUCUGGAUGUAGAAGUUGUUGAAAAAAGCAAUCUUUUGCUCUUUCCGUUCAUUGUAUCGCUUCGCCGGCUUCUUGUGCCUAGUCCUCCACCAU